Messenger RNA from Cajanus cajan (pigeon pea), 2268 nucleotides. RefSeq names its product Tetratricopeptide repeat (TPR)-like superfamily protein. Gene Ontology annotation, biological process: RNA modification. The record is from RefSeq and is a predicted model, not a curated record. Gene Ontology annotation, molecular function: RNA binding; protein binding. NCBI's taxonomy places the organism in Eukaryota, Viridiplantae, Streptophyta, Magnoliopsida, Fabales, Fabaceae.
UCUAAUUCUAAUUCUAAUUAGAAAAGUGCAUCCUAGAAGUGUAUGCAAGUUUUUUUCCUAAACAAAUAGUCCACUGAAAUUGGGUUAGUGGUUAGAGAUCUGAAUAUUCUGUACAUAGUCUUAAGAUUCAAACUCCUAUUAUCUUCGUUGCAUACAAAAAAGUGCUAAUAAUUCUUUUGUACAACGUUGGAACGGCCACAAGCUAUUUGCGGGUAGCAUGAGUAAUAGACAAUUGUGGCAUAUCUUUUAGCAAAAACAAAACCUGAAUGAAUGGCAUGCGCUCUUCUUUGUUCCGUACUACGUCUAAGAUUGUGGCUACAGCACGUUCAGGUAAAAUCUGCGAUGCUCGCAAACUGUUCGAUGAAAUGCCUCACAAAGACUCUGUUGCUUGGAACGCCAUGCUAACCGCUUAUUCCCGCGUAGGACUUUACCAACAGAGUCUUAGUCUCUUUGGUAGCUUGAGAAUCUCCCAUUCCAAACCCGACAACUUCUCCUUCUCUGCGGCCUUAAAUGCAUGCGCUGGUGCAUCCCAUCUUCGUUUUGGAGCAACACUGCAUGCUUUGGUUGUUGUCUCAGGCUACCUGUCUUCUCUUCCUGUGGCUAACUCCCUCAUUGAUAUGUAUGGAAAGUGUUUGCUUCCUGAUGAUGCAAGAAAAGUGUUUGAUGAGAUGAGUAUUAGUAAUGAAGUGACGUGGUGUUCACUUCUUUUUGCUUAUGCAAACUCUUGCCGGUUCUGCAUGGCUCUUGAACUGUUUCGUAGAAUGCCUGAAAGGGUUAUGAUUGCUUGGAAUAUAAUGAUCGCGGGUCAUGCUCGUCGCGGCGAGGUUGAAGCAUGUUUGCAUUUGUUUAAAGAGAUGUGUGAGUGUGGUGAGAGUUUGUGUCAGCCAGACCAGUGGACUUUCAGUGCUCUCAUGAACGCUUGUGCCGAGUCAAUGGAGAUGUUGUACGGAUGCAUGGUGCAUGAUUUUGUGAUAAAAUCUGGUUGGAGUUCUGCUAUGGAGGUAAAGAACUCGAUGUUGAGCUUUUAUGCCAAAUUAGAAUGUCAUAAUGAUGCCAUGAAGAUUUUUAACUCUUUUGGAUGUUUUAAUCAAGUGUCUUGGAAUGCGAUCAUUGAUGCUCAUAUGAAAUUGGGGGAUACCCAGAAAGCUUUUCUUGCUUUCCAGCAAGCCCCAGAGAGAAAUAUUGUUUCCUGGACUUCUAUGAUUGCAGGGUAUUCGAGAAAUGGGAAUGGAGAGCGAGCUCUAUGUAUGUUUUUAGACAUGACAAGAAACUCAAUCCAGCUUGAUGCUUUAGUAGCUGGAGCAGCCCUUCAUGCUUGUGCUAGCUUAGCGAUACUAGUUCAUGGAAGAAUGGUCCAUGGUUGCAUCAUUCGAAAUGGUUUAGACAAGUAUUUGUAUGUUGGCAAUAGCUUGGUUAACAUGUAUGCAAAAUGUGGGGAUAUAGAAGGUUCACGGCUUGCAUUUCAUUGUAUUCUUGAGAAAGACAUUGUUUCUUGGAAUUCAAUGUUGUUUGCAUUUGGACUGCACGGGCGGGCUAAUGAGGCUAUAUGCUUGUACAGAGAGAUGGUGGCAUCUGGUGUGAAACCUGACGAAGUAACCUUCACAGGGCUGUUAAUGACUUGCAGCCACUUGGGGCUUAUAAAUGAGGGCUUUGCAUUCUUUCAGUCGAUGAGUUUGGAAUUUGGACUUUCCCAUGGAAUGGACCAUGUGGCGUGCAUGGUGGAUAUGCUUGGUCGCGGUGGACACGUGGCAGAAGCAACAAGUUUAGCUAAGAAGUAUUCCAAGACAAGCAAAGGUAGGACCAAUGCAUGCGAGGUUCUACUAGGAGCUUGUUAUGCACAUGGAGAUUUAGGAACUGGGAGCAGUGUGGGAGAAUAUCUAAAGAACUUGGAGCCUGAAAAGGAGGUUGGUUAUGUAUUGUUGUCAAAUCUGUAUUGUGCUAGUGGGCAGUGGAAAGAAGCAGAGAUAGUACGGCAGGCAAUGCUGGAUCAAGGGGUGAAAAAAGUGCCUGGUAGUAGUUGGAUUGAGAUAAGAAACCAAGUGAUCGCUUUUGUGUCUGGAAACAAUGCGUAUCCCUGCGUGGCUGACAUAUCUAAGAUACUAUACUUUCUUGAAUUAGAAAUGAGACAUACAUGGCCUAUUGAUUUUGAUAUAGAAGGACCUUUAUAGUUUAUAUACUAGUGAACCAUAUGGGAAAUAUAACCUCAUGCAAAUUUGAAGGCGAUGUUGAGUAUAAAUUAAUUUGAUUUAAAGUGUAAAUUUGAAUGCA